Molecule: messenger RNA, 349 nt
Organism: Piliocolobus tephrosceles (Ugandan red Colobus)
Lineage: Eukaryota; Metazoa; Chordata; Mammalia; Primates; Cercopithecidae
Gene: CUNH21orf58
Product: chromosome unknown C21orf58 homolog
Exons: 4
Coding region: 59-349 (96 amino acids)
Source: RefSeq, a predicted model, not a curated record
GGAGGGAGGUGGGCUGCGGCCUCCCCUGCCCCUACGGUCGUCUCCUGCAGCUCCCGCCAUGCUGGACUCAUCAGCAGCAGAGCAAGUGACCCGACUGACGCUGAAGCUCUUGGGACAGAAGCUGGAGCAAGAACGGCAGAACAUGGAAGGGGGACCUGAGGGCCUCCACCUCAAGCCAGGAAAUGAGGACCAGCCGGACGACGCCCUGCAGACUGCUCUGAAGAGAAGGAGAGACCUUCUGCAGAGACUCCGGACGGAGGCCACCCUUGUGCGCACACCCCUCGAAGGGUCUUCCAGCCAUAGCCAUCCUGCCCAGAGAGGGGCCUGUACCUGGCCCAGGCUGGCCUGA